Messenger RNA from Fonsecaea monophora, 465 nucleotides. RefSeq lists its product as hypothetical. Bases 1 to 465 code for a protein of 154 amino acids. The record is from RefSeq and is a predicted model, not a curated record. Gene Ontology annotation, molecular function: fatty acyl-CoA hydrolase activity. The transcript has a single exon. Lineage: Eukaryota; Fungi; Ascomycota; Eurotiomycetes; Chaetothyriales; Herpotrichiellaceae.
AUGGGUUCAGUCAAGACACCUCUGGAGAGCGUCCAAGCAUGUUGGGCACGCGUCUCCCAGAAUUCCCCUGUCUACCAGUUCUUCUUUUCGGACAUCGAACUCGUCAGUGCCACGGAUGGCUCCAUGGUCGCUCGGCUUCCAGUCUCAGCGACUCUACUCAAUUCCAAAGGUGGUCUGCAUGGCUCAGUCUCCGCAACCAUUGUUGAUUGGGCAGGGGGCAUGGCCAUUGCCAGUACCGGCCUAGAAAAGACUGGAUUGAGCACCGAUAUCCAUGUUUCCUACGUCUCAACCGCAAAGCUGGGCGAUGUUCUGACCAUCGAGGGCAAUGUCAGCAAGGUGGGAAGAAACAUGGGCUUCACCACUGUGACCAUAUACAAAGGUGAAGGGACGAAUAAAAGCGUGGUGGCUCAGGGUACCCAUACAAAAUACAUUCUGCGAGAUCGGGAGCAGACCAAGGACUCCUGA